AGGAACACAUGAAACACCAUGUCGUUAUCCAACCGGCUGGUUUGUAGAUAUUUUGCGUCUACGAAAAGUUCGAAAAAUAAUACAAGGACAAAAUGGAAAAGUGUUGUCGGCUUGGAGGUGCAUGCUCAGCUAGAAACCAAAUCGAAGCUGUUUUCCGGUGCAAGAUCGACAUUUGGGGCCGCUCCAAACACCUGCGUGUCUUUGUUUGAUGCAUCGAUUCCGGGCACACUUCCUGUGUUGAACAAAAGUGCCGUAGAACUAGGCGUGAAAACAGCGCUUGCCUUGGGCUGUGAGGUGAAUUCGGUGUCGAUGUUCGAUCGGAAGCACUACUUCUAUGCCGAUUUGCCGACCGGAUAUCAGAUCACACAGCAAAGGUCACCGCUUGCGCGACGAGGGUCUCUCUCGUUUCCAGUGUUUAUACCAGGCAUAACGAAGGUUCCAUAUUACAAGUCGGCUCGUUUGCAUCAACUGCAGUUGGAACAGGAUAGUGGAAAAUCGUUGCACGAUCCUGUGGAAAGGAAAAGCUUAGUGGAUCUCAACCGUGCUGGAGUGGCUCUGAUGGAGCUGGUAUUUGAACCGGAUUUGGAAAGUGGUGAAGAAGCGUCUGCACUGGUGAAAGAGUUGAUAUUGAUACUAACUAGGCUGCGAAGUUGUUCGUGCAAGAUGGAAGAGGGCGCCCUGCGAGUAGAUGCCAAUAUAUCGGUGCAUAUGGAAAACACUCCACUGGGAACUCGCACCGAGGUGAAAAACAUAGGUUCGGUGCGUGCAGUUUCCCAGGCUGUAGACUACGAAAUCCAGCGGCAGAUCAACAUCCUGAACGAUGGUGGAACUAUUCACAACGAAACACGUGCGUGGGAUGCCACUCGACGGAUUACGGUAGCGAUGCGGGACAAGGAGGUCGUCCAGGACUAUCGAUUCAUGCCCGAACCGAAUUUGCCUCCUUUACAUCUGAAGCUGCACGAGGAUUCAGAGGAAUACGGUGGCGACCUAGCCUUAGUGGAUGUUCCAAAAAUACAAAACACCCUGCCGGAACUUCCGGAGGAAACUCGUCAGCGGAUAAUACAGCAACACCAAUUAACUCCUGCGAUUGCCAUCACGCUAGUCAACGACAUCCCGUUACACGACUUUUACCGCGCCAUCGUUGACGAGGCAGAUUGUAACCGGUCACCAAAAAUGGUAGCCAACUUUCUCAUCAACGAACUACUGACCGUUUUGAAUAGCAACAAGCUGGAAACGGAUGAGUGCCGGCUUACGUCCGGACAGCUAGCGAAAAUUGUCGAUAUGCUCGAGGAAAACAAACUCAAUGCGCAUUACGCUCGACUAGUAUUGCAGGAGCUGCUGGCCGACGGCGUCGCUGGCAACAAGGUCAACUGCCCAGUGGAAAUGGUUACCAGAAACAAUUGGUUACUUAUCACCGAUGAAGAACAGAUUCGACAGUUCUGCAAGGAUGCGAUGGAGCGUAACCCGAAGGUGGUGGAGAAGUAUCGUAAAGGCAAGGAGAAGAUGCUGUAUGCGUUGGCCGGCGAGGUAGCGAAGGCAAGCGAACAGAAGAUAGACAUGGCACGAGCGGUAGAAAUGUUGAAGGACAUGUUAAAAUAAUUGUAACACUUCGUUCUAAGUGGCGUAAUAUAUAUUUUACAAAUCAAAAGUAAGCGACGUCAAGAUAUCUUGUCGGUGAAGUUUCCGUAGU
Molecule: messenger RNA, 1690 nt
Organism: Anopheles coustani
Lineage: Eukaryota; Metazoa; Arthropoda; Insecta; Diptera; Culicidae
Gene: GatB
Product: glutamyl-tRNA(Gln) amidotransferase subunit B, mitochondrial
Exons: 4
Coding region: 19-1599 (526 amino acids)
Biological process (GO): mitochondrial translation; glutaminyl-tRNAGln biosynthesis via transamidation
Molecular function (GO): glutaminyl-tRNA synthase (glutamine-hydrolyzing) activity
Source: RefSeq, a predicted model, not a curated record